AUGACAUCCACAAAACCCCGCGGUUUCGCCCCUCUCGACCCCACCAAUGCCCCAACACCACCGUUAUUCCCUCAUCUCCAAGCUGUCGUAUUUGACGUAGACGGUACGCUUUGUCUUCCACAAUCAUGGAUGUUCGCUGAAAUGCGACGACAAUUGGGGAUUACGAAGGGAACGGAUAUACUCGAUCAUGUAUUGGGUUUGCCUGAUACUGUUCCCGAAGGUGGAGGGUUGGUGGGUGGGAAAUCGGAGCAGGAAGUUGGGUUUGAAAAGAUUAGAGCGGUGGAGAGGGAGGCGAUGGGACAGAUGCAGCCGCAGGAAGGGUUGGUCGAGUUGAUGGAUUAUUUGGAUAGGAGGGGGGUUAGGAAGGCUAUUUGUACCAGGAAUUUUGAUGCGCCGGUGGAGCAUCUGAUCACGAAUUUUAUAACGGGACAUACGUUCUUUCCGAUCGUGACGAGGGAUUUUAAGCCACCAAAGCCGAGUCCGGCGGGGAUUUUGCAUAUUGCGAAGGAAUUGGGAUUGGAAGGGGGUGCUUCCGGUGUGAUCAUGGUUGGCGAUAGUCUAGACGACAUGGCAGCAGGGCGCAGAGCAGGUGGAUUGACAGUGCUACUGCAGAAUAACGAGAACAAGGAAUUGAAGGGACAUGAAUAUACAGAUUUUAGUGUUACAAGAUUGUCGGAUUUGAUAGAGAUACUCGAGAAAGGGAUUGUGGCACGGCAAUAG
Molecule: messenger RNA, 720 nt
Organism: Orbilia oligospora ATCC 24927
Lineage: Eukaryota; Fungi; Ascomycota; Orbiliomycetes; Orbiliales; Orbiliaceae
Exons: 4
Coding region: 1-720 (239 amino acids)
Source: RefSeq, a predicted model, not a curated record